CAAACGUCAUUUUAUUACAAAUGUCUCGUUUUUCCUUGAUGUCAGUCUUUUGUGUUUUCGAUACUUAUUUAAUUAAUUUAUUCCUCUGUCAGUCAGUAAACUCGUUAAUCUAAUAACCUGAGAAAGAAAAAAAAUUGAAUAAGGUCAUGAUAGGUUAUUUGCAGCAAUAAAAGGAGAGUACUAAAAGUAUCAAAAUAAUGCCAUAAAGUGACUGUGUUUUCGAAUUCAACUCAAGAAUAUUGAAAUUAUGUGUUCCCCUUCUGUGUUAACGUUUUUUAGUCAGUGGCGCUUAUGGAUUAGGCCAUUCUUAAUUGCAAUUUACUUAAUUCUUAUCAUCGUAUUAGUACCUGUUCUUAUAGUUCGGUCAAUAAACAAUGGAUUUAAUGAAAAAGAAGAGGCAGCGCUCAUAGGCGGAGGGUUUGUUCUACUUGCUUUGCCUAUAUCCAUAUGGCAAAUAACUCAACAUAUUGUCCAUUAUACCAAACCAUCACUGCAGAAGCACAUUAUCAGGGUCCUAUGGAUGGUGCCAAUUUACGCACUGAAUGCUUGGAUUGGACUGCAGUUUCCUGAACAAUCUAUUUAUGUAGAUUCACUCAGAGAGUGUUACGAAGCUUACGUCAUUUAUAAUUUUAUGAAGUACCUCCUCAACUACUUGAAUGACGGUCAUGAUCUGGAGGCCUUGUUGGAGGUCAAACCUCAAGUUUACCACAUCUUUCCUUUAUGUUGUUUAAGUCCGUGGGAAAUGGGAAGAGAGUUUGUUCAUAACUGCAAACAUGGAAUUCUUCAAUAUACAUUGGUUAGACCAAUUACUACAGUGAUAUCAAUGAUAUGUGAAUUGGCUGGUGUGUACGGAGAAAGUGACUUCAGUCCUAAAGUGGCGUUCCCGUACAUGGUUGCGAUUAACAAUCUUUCGCAGUUUGUAGCCAUGUAUUGCUUGGUUCUGUUCUACAGAGCCAACAGGGCUGAGCUAAAGCCUAUGAAGCCCAUUGGAAAGUUUUUAUGCAUCAAAGCAGUUGUUUUCUUCUCAUUCUUCCAAGGAGUAAUUAUUAAUAUUUUAGUAUACUGUGGAGUCAUAUCCACUAUAUUUGGAAUAUCAGACAAUGGAGAGGUCAAACUUAUAUCUUCCAAGUUGCAGGAUUUCUUGAUUUGCAUAGAAAUGUUCCUGGCAGCAAUUGCUCAUCAUUAUAGCUUCUCAUACAAACCUUAUGUAUCACCUGAGAAUCCGUCGCCCUCUUGUCUUGGCUCUUUUCUGGCCAUGUGGGAUGUCUCUGACGUCAAAAGAGACAUAUCUGAACAUCUUGGAGUAGUUGGGAGUUCAUUUAGCAGAAGGCUCAGAGGAAAAUCUAUGUACCACAUGACAAGAGGUUGUGACGAAAGCUCAAGGUUGGUGAGCGAACCUACGUCAUCAAGUUCUGCACCCAAUCUGACAUUGGAACCUGAACUUCCACCGGUCGAAGUGAGGCCCACCACUUACGGGUCUAUUGAAAACACUCUCACCGGCUCCUCCGAAACUGACCCACUUAUCAGCACUGCCGAAGAUCGAGAAUCGAUCACACACGACCCUAAAGCGUGAAACGCAAACAAAAACACAUCACUGAAUCUAAUAAUCGCUUUGUGUGUAUUAUGAACUGAUAACAAUCAUCACAGAUAUGUAUUAUAAAAUAUGCAAUAUUUAGUUACUAAGAUGUAAAUAUUUAUAAAGUACAUUCCCUUGUUCAAUUUUAUUUCUACCAAAGUAACAAGAGUGCUAGUAUAAAAUUAUACAAGAUCAAAUUAUGAAUACAAAAAAAUCUCUAAUAUUUUAUCUUAAAAGUUGAAUCUUCAUUUCUUAUGUUUAUUUUUAUCUACUUAGGUUUAAUGUUAUGUAUUGUUAACAUAAAUUGUGAUAUUACACGGCUGCUGUGGUGGUAAUUGUAAAUAUUUGUUAAAGUUUAGAAAUAAAGUUAUUCUUUAUUAAAA
Ostrinia nubilalis (European corn borer) is the source of this 1959-nucleotide messenger RNA. RefSeq names its product transmembrane protein 184C. Gene Ontology annotation, biological process: transport. Gene Ontology annotation, molecular function: transporter activity. Bases 248 to 1573 code for a protein of 441 amino acids. The transcript has 6 exons. NCBI's taxonomy places the organism in Eukaryota, Metazoa, Arthropoda, Insecta, Lepidoptera, Crambidae. Gene Ontology annotation, cellular component: membrane. The record is from RefSeq and is a predicted model, not a curated record.